UUGCCACAGGAAUUCUACUGGUGUUUAAUGGUAACAUAUAAGACGGUUCAUUCUCUCUGAAAUUUCUCUCAUCCAUCAAUCCAGCCAGCCAGUCAAACAGUAAAUAAUUUUAACACACAAAUAGCACUAAGCAACCGGGAAAGGUUAGGAUAUGUCUAUUUUGGUAUAUACAGUGAAGUACGGAUUUAAGUUGCUUUUAUCGGAUAGAUAACUAGGUACUCUUGCACCAUUCCCGAAUGUGCUGUCAUUUCCCCAUUACCAAAGAAGACCUCCUUGAUCAUAAACUGUGGACUAAUUUAUGUACAUCAGGGUUUGCCUCUGGGCUUUCUCUUCUGUUCCAGAGACCCGGCACCAGAAUAUUUAAAUCACUGUGGCGUUAAAUACGUUUUAAUAUCUGAUAGGGCCAGUUUCUGCGCAUUGCACUUUUUUUUUUUUUUUUUUCCUUUCAGGAACGAGUUCGGGCCCGCGGCAGGGGGCGGGGUCGCGCCUCCGCCGCGGCUCUGGUUCCAGCCAAGCCUCGCCGGUACAGAGAUGGAAAUCCCGAGGCUACUCCCGGCUCGCCGGACACCACAGGGCGGCGGCGGCCGUUGCCCCGCGGGCGGCGGUGGGGUCCACCGAGGCCCUGACCCGCCAGCCGGUCAGGCCCCGGCACGCCACCUCCUACUGCUCCGGGGGGCCCAAGAUGGCGGGCCCGGGCCGCGGAGCGAGGAGGCCCUCAGGGCCUCACGGGGCCUGGGCCCAAGCCCGUUGGCGCUGAGGCCGGAUCACCCGAGCGGCGGCGGCGGCGGCGGCGACGACUUCUUCCUAGUGCUGCUUGACCCGGUGGGUGGCGACGUGGAGACUGGGGUCACCGGUCGGGACGAAGGGCCCGUGUGGAGGGAGGAGACCGAGGCAGGCCUGGGACCCCAGGGGGAAGAGAGCAGCCUGAAGCCCGCGGGCCGCCCUGCGCUGAGCCCCCACUGCCCAUCCGCGGUCCCAGUCCCGGCCCCAGUCCCCGCCCCGGGCCCGGGCCCAGGCCCCGCCGCGGCCUUCUCAGGCACCAUCACUGUCCACAACCAGGAUCUGCUCCUACGCUUUGAGAACGGCGUCCUCACCCUGACCACGCCCCCGCUGCCGGUCUGGGAGCCAGGGGUCGCGCCUUUCCAUCAGGCUGGGGGUCUAAUCGCCCCGCCAGCCGGAUUCCCGCACCUGGCACAGCUGGGUGACUGCCCUGAGCUGCCGCCCGACCUCCUGCUGGCGGAGCCAGCGGAACCUGCGCCAGCCCCUGCGCCGGAGGAGGAGGCUGAGGGCCGGGCCUCGGCCCAGGGCCCCGGUGGGCCGCUGUGCCCUGGCCCAGGCGUGGUGUUGUACCUGUGCCCUGAGGCGCAGUGCGGACAAACCUUCACUAAGAAGCACCAGCUGAAGGUGCACCUGCUGACUCACAGCAGCAGCCAAGGCCAGCGGCCCUUCAAGUGCCCCCUGGGCGGCUGCGGCUGGACCUUCACGACAUCUUACAAGCUCAAGAGACACCUGCAGUCUCACGACAAACUGCGGCCAUUCAGCUGCCCAGUGGAAGGCUGUGGCAAGAGCUUCACCACCGUGUACAACCUCAAGGCGCACAUGAAGGGCCACGAGCAGGAGAACUCCUUCAAAUGCGAGGUGUGUGAGGAGAGCUUCCCCACGCAGGCCAAGCUCAGUGCCCACCAGCGCAGCCACUUCGAGCCAGAGAGACCCUACCAGUGUGCGUUUUCCGGCUGCAAAAAGACAUUUAUCACAGUGAGUGCCCUGUUUUCCCAUAACCGCGCCCAUUUCAGGGAACAGGAACUCUUUGCCUGCUCUUUCCCUGGCUGCAGCAAACAGUAUGACAAGGCCUGUAGGCUGAAAAUUCACCUGCGGAGCCACACGGGUGAGAGACCUUUCCUGUGUGACUUUGACGGCUGUGGCUGGAACUUCACCAGCAUGUCUAAACUCUUAAGGCACAAAAGGAAGCACGAGGAUGACCGGAGGUUCACGUGCCCUGUAGAAGGCUGUGGGAAAUCUUUCACGAGGGCUGAACAUCUGAAAGGCCACAGCAUAACCCACCUGGGCACAAAACCUUUUGUGUGUCCCGUGGAAGGCUGCUGUGCCAGGUUCUCCGCUCGAAGUAGUCUCUACAUUCACUCCAAGAAACACCUGCAGGAUGUGGACACUUGGAAAAGCCGUUGCCCUGUCUCCACCUGCAAUAAACUCUUCACAUCCAAGCACAGCAUGAAGACCCACAUGGCUAAAAGGCACAACCUGGGCCAUGAUCUAUUAGCUCAACUAGAAGCUGCAAAUUCCCUUACGCCCAGCAGUGAACUUACCAGCCAGGGACAGAACGAUCUCAGUGAGGCAGAGAUUGUGUCGCCCUUCUCCGACGUGCCUGGCAACAGUUCUGCUGCAGUGCUGGACACGGCAUUGGUGAAUUCUGGAAUCUUGACUAUUGAUGUCGCUUCGGUGAGCUCAACUCUGGCAGGGAACCUCCCAGCCAGUAAUAGUAACCCCUUAGGGCAGGCUGUGGACCCUCGGGCCUUGAUGGCCACCAGUGACCUUCCUCAAAGUCUGGAUACCUCUCUCUUUUUUGGAACAACAGCCGCUGGCCUUCAGCAGGGCCCCUUAGAUAUGGAUGAUGUCUCCAGUGUAAGUGUGGGGCCAUUGAGAUCUCUAGGCUCUUUGGCUAUGAAAAACUCCAGUCCAGAGCCCCAGCCCCAGGCUUUGACACCCAGCAAUAAGCUAACAGUGGACACAGAAGCUCUGACUCCUUCGAGUACCCUUUGUGAAAACAGUGUCUCAGAACUACUGACACCAACCAAAGCGGAUUGGAAUGUACACCCCGACUCUGACUUCUUUGGACAGGAGGAAGAAACCCAGUUUGGUUUCUCCAAUCCAGCAAGAAACCAUGGUUCUCAGAAAGAAACAGAUCUUAUCACAGUGACCGGCAGGUCAUUUUUGGUAUGAACCAACUCUUAUUUGUUAUUUAUUAUAUGUGGCUUAUUUUUCUUUCACUCAAUUUUGAGGGUACUCGGUACUGAAUGCUUAAACGCAGUCACUUCCUACUGGUUUGCAAAAGAACACAUCCCUGGACUACAAGUUUGGAGAUUUAAAUUCUGAUCUUGAGUCUGGAAAUGGCACGUUCUGUGACCCUGAACAAGUCAAUUAACCUGUCUGAGCCUUAAUUUCUUUAUGUAUAAAAUGAAGUAGUUUGAAUAGAUUGUUUCUAAGGUCUUUUCUGCUCUGUAUUUCUUUGCUAAUAUGUUUUUUCCCUGAAAAAUAUAUGGAGAUCUUUCACUGAUUAUGUUAUAUGUAUGUUUGUCAACAUGUGUUGAAACAAUAUCCAUGUUCUGUGCACCCGACUUCAAUAAUUAUUAUUACACAAUCUUAUUCAUCUAAUAGUUUACCUUCUUCAUCCUUCAGUGUUCUUUAGGAACAUAUUCCAGAUAUACACAUAUAUAUAUAUAUGGUAUAUCUAUAGGUAUAUAGAUAUAGAUCUAUAUAGAUAUCUAUAUCUAUAUCUGAUAUAUAUGAUAUAUAUAUAUCCUAUAUGCAUAGAUUUCUUUAGAAGAAAAUUAUAAUUCCAUUAAUCAUAUUUAACAUUAACAGUAAGCCUUAAUAGCAGUGAAUAUCUAGUCAGGUUUUAAAUUUCCAUCUGUCACAUGAAUGUUAGUAGUUUUAAUAAUUUUGAUAUUUGUUACCUUGGUAAAUCUUACAUGUGUUUUUCAUCUAUAUGUUCAUCUUUUGUCUUUUUCCUUGCAUUUUAUUCAUUUAAAAAUUAAUUCAUUCUGUAUGAAUCAUUUGCCAUAGUCUAAGUUUUGCUAAGUAUAUCUUUGUGAUGGGAUUCACUUUCUUCUAUUGUCUUUUCUGAACUUAGUAGUUAGUUCCACAGACUUGAUAGGAUUGCAAAAUUUUUUUAUCACAAAUGUUUCCUAAGUUGUAUUGUGUUUUUUCACUAGGUGGCUCAUAGUGUCUAUUUUUCUCCUGUGUUGUUUUAGUAGCAGAUUUGGUCAAUACAUUAAUAAUUGUAUUGAUUUUCAAUAUUAUGGAUUACUAAGAAUUACUAAGUAUUAUGAAAAGAGGAAAUGCUGUUUAAGACAUUUUAAUGGUUUAUUAGAAACACUGUUCAAUGCUAAAGUAUUUUCUUAAAUGGUGAUAAAACUAACAAGAAAAACAUAGCAAAAAAUAUGUUGGCUAUUAUCACUGUUUAUCUUCCUAACCUCUUUGGAUGGGAGGAAGCUGUUUUUUGGAAUUGACAUCCCAGUCUUUUAUGAGAAACAAACCAAUUUGUGUUUUUGGACAAGUGCUAUUAAAUAAGUUAAUCUCACUAGGCCUCAAUUUCCCAGCUAUUAACAGAUCAUAGCAAUGCGUAUACAUACCUAAUAUACCGGCUUAGACUUUCUCCACUCAAGUUUUCUGAAUAUAAGUAAAAAAUGUCAUGUUUUGUUGUAUUUUGAUGAUUUAUAUUUUUGCUCCCUAAAUCUUUCUUACUUUAAGAAAAAAAAUUAGGAUCACUAACUUAUUCAUGUACCAAAAAUAAAGAUUCUUGAAAUUUAAGGUGAAACAGGAAAAUAAUUUCUUUUAUAACUAUACUGAACAAAUUUUCACCCCAGAAUUUGUUGUAAAUUCCAGGAAUGGAAACAUCGCUCACAUUUCUAUCUGCAAACUUCUAUUUGAUUCAUUUGUUAACAUCUUUGCUCUUUUUUUGAUGUCAGGCUUCUCUUUUUAAAACUUUUAAAUUGGUAUGUUUGUGAUGCAUAGUAAUUACAUUUAUUGUGAGGUAUUGUCACAUGCACAUAUGGAAUCUUGAUCACUUUUCAACCCCCUCUUCCCUCUUCCUCCUUCCCCAGAUCACCUCAUCUCCAUAGUGUCUAUCUCCCAAUUUCUUAGCAUCUUUGUAUUAUUUUACUGUUUAAAUUAUUUAUAUUAUGGAUCUCUUAUAUUAGAGAAACCAUGCAGUAUUUAACCUUCUGUGGCUGAUUUAUUGCAGUUAGUAUUAUGGUCUCAAGACCAUCCAUUUUCCUACAAAAGGCUUUUCUUUAACUGUGGAGCCUGUGGUUCAGUGAAGAUCUAAUAAUGGAGUACAUGAAGUUUUUCCUGCCUGUGGGUUGGAGAGCUUUUUGUUUACAGAUUUCCAGCAUUGAAAGAAAGGAAAUAAUAAAUCUGAAUAUUGUGUAAACUUUCUGUUACUUGAGUAUAGCAUAUUCAGUUUGUUGAACAUCUUCACAACUUGUGUCUUGUUUGUUGCUCAAAGCAAACCCUAACAAAUAGUUUUUGGAAUAGUUGGUGUUUUUCAUAUUAUAAUUUAGUUAGCUCACAUUCUACCUGGGUUUUGACUAUGGUAGAUAAGUGUAUAUACAGCUUCAAACAAAGAGGAGGAAUUAUUUUUACCUUCCCCAUCCACUCAUACAACUUUCAAUGUUCAUUCUUGUAUCAUAACUCAUUGCUGUUUUCUACUUUAGUUUCUGUUACCUUCUGCUUACUUUUCCCUACCCCACUCCCUACCAUGUACAUUGCAUUCCUUGACACACUUUUCCUUUUUUUUUCACUUUUGCUUUUUCCUUAAUGGAUAUAUCUCUGUCCUGCUAUUAUCUCUGACAUUCUCCUCAUGGUACAUUUUCUUCUAAUGCUAACAUUUGUUGUGUAUAUAAUACACUUCUAUGUGUACAGUAAGAAGAUAUUUUCUUAGUUUAGGUAAUACUAUAUGUAUAUAUGAUCAUAAAAAAGGUUAUUUUCUAUAUUGUUCACAUGAGAAGUGGAUUCUGUUUAUUUCCAUUUCUAAAAAGUUUUUCCUAGGGAGUUCUGCUAAUAAUUGCUUAUUUGCUCUGCUGUACUCGUCCAGUAAUGUUUGACUGUAGAUGUCUGUGGAUGACAGUUGUUAUAGCACUUUGGAAGUGCACUAAAAAUUUACCACUAUGAAAUGUUCCAGAAUUGUGUAUGUCUUACAUACACACACACCUCUACAUACAUUCACAUAUAUAUUAGAAGUGGUUGUAUUCAUCUCGUGAAAAACAAAAAAUAGGCAUACUUUUUUAAGUUGGACAAAUGCUUGGAAUUUCUUUGUCCAUUUAAUAGUUUGCCUUGUUUGCUUUGGACAUAUUUGUAACAAUAAAGCAUAUUCCAAAAAUGUUAUUCAUUAAAGCCUCUUAAAUACA
Heterocephalus glaber (naked mole-rat) is the source of this 6143-nucleotide messenger RNA. It is a transcript of the gene Zxdb, whose product is annotated as zinc finger X-linked duplicated B. Gene Ontology annotation, cellular component: nucleus. Lineage: Eukaryota; Metazoa; Chordata; Mammalia; Rodentia; Bathyergidae. The record is from RefSeq and is a predicted model, not a curated record. Gene Ontology annotation, biological process: regulation of transcription by RNA polymerase II. Gene Ontology annotation, molecular function: transcription coregulator activity.